Messenger RNA from Klebsormidium nitens, 789 nucleotides. The record is from the annotation of a GenBank genome assembly. NCBI's taxonomy places the organism in Eukaryota, Viridiplantae, Streptophyta, Klebsormidiophyceae, Klebsormidiales, Klebsormidiaceae.
AUGCGCGGCCGCGAGUUCAGCGCGCAGCCGGGAGUCGGUGCGCAGUCGUGCCGUUACAUUAGGGGGCUCGACUCCUCGGGGCGUGCUCAGAAGGUCGUCUCCUUUUACUCCACGACGCUGUUUGCACCCAUCAACGAGCACCGCUUUGGACCGGGCACCGUGGCGCAGAAGCUCGGCGGGUUCGAAUGGAGGUGGUGGCUCACAGUGGAGUCUGAUUUGAUCUGGGAGUACCAGACGUAUCUAGAUCUAUUUGAUGCUCACGAUGCGGCUGCAAAAGCGGCCAGGGCAGCCGUGGAUGCGGCGCGCGAGCGGUGGUUCGAGAGGGAGAUCGAUAUCAAGUUCAAGAGCUCGUUAGCAUACUCGCGCAAUUCACAGUCAGAGAAGGAUCUAGAGACGCGCCUGGAAGACUCAAACAUGGAGGACGACUUGGAAGAGGAUCUCAUUGAAGAAGGGUCGUUUGUGAUUCCUCGUUUAGAACACUGCUUCGUUGAAGCCCCGACAAGGGGUGACAACCUGCACCGAUUCAAGGUAACCACCCACAGUUGCAGGGGCCAGAUCGAGUUGCCUGCUUACUUUUGGGACCUCAACGAAGACGCGCAAGCUUGGGUGGGCGGAAUCAACGUCAUGGGCUUCAGACGCUGCAUCAUCACAAAGGACGUCCUGAAGGUUCCGGUCGAGGUCUCGGUGGAUGGAAGUUUCUCGGUGCUCAUUAUUGGUAGUCAGCGCAACAUCGAUGACCUGGCCCAAAGACAGAAGCUCGGAUUGUUUGGAUUGGUCGUGAUAAAGUAG